UGCAACUUUUGCUUGCUCUUCCUAUUUUCCCGAACGGACCAAGAAAUCGAUUCAAUCCCCCGUCUUUUUUCAACCUUACAACCCUACAUCUGUUUCUACCUUCUACUGUCCACUACCAGACCCGGAAAACACUGAUUCAAAAUGCCUCGUCAACGCUCCGCCGGCCGCCCUGCUGCUGCUCCCGCCCGUCCCUCCCUUCCCGCUCGCGCUGCUCCCGCGCCCACGCAGCAGCAGACUCGUCCUGCCACAACAUAUGCCCCAGCCCAGGCUCCUCCUGCGCCCGCGCCCGCGCCCGCGCCCGCGCCCACCGCAUCUCAGGGCCCGGGUCUCUUUGGCCAGAUGGCCAGCACCGCAGCCGGUGUAGCAGUCGGCUCAUCCAUCGGCCACGCCAUCGGCGGUCUCUUCAGCGGCGGCUCCAGCGCCCCGGCCGAAGCCGCCCCCCAGCAGACGAACACGCAGAACCACAACGAGCAGUACUCCAACAACUGCGCCGGUGCCGCCGAGAGCUUCACCAAGUGCAUGGACGACAACAACGGAAACAUGCAGAUCUGCAACUGGUACCUCGAGCAGCUCAAGGCCUGCCAGGCUGCUGCUAAGCAGUACUAAACUUAACAACAUAACCAAGGAGCCUGUGUCGUGUGUUUUGGCUGUUGUCUGCUGAGAAGAGGAGAGCAGGGGAAAAAACUGGACUAUUCAGGAGGGGGAGAUGGGAACGACCACCCACGUACUCGCCACUCUUCUCUGUCAGAUGCGAGAUUUAGUCCAUAACGAAGACACGAGAACAUUCUACUCUUUUAGAUCCUCUUUUAGACUGAGCUAAGACAUUGUUACGUUGCUUUGCUUUGCUUUGCUUUGCUUUACGACGAUCUCCCCCCCUUGAUGUAUAUAUCAUGCCAAAUGCCAUAACAGCCUAUAUCACCUCGGCUAUCUUUUAAAUAGCGGAGAUCAAGCGUUGGCGGCUUUGAUGCUCAAGUCAUUUAGCUGGUCUCGAUAACCUGAUGUAGAUGAUGUCGGACAUCGCGCCUUUGUAUAAAUACAGCACUCUCCAUGGAGCAAAAAAAAAAAAAAAAAAAAA
Messenger RNA from Xylaria bambusicola, 1075 nucleotides. RefSeq lists its product as uncharacterized. NCBI's taxonomy places the organism in Eukaryota, Fungi, Ascomycota, Sordariomycetes, Xylariales, Xylariaceae. The record is from RefSeq and is a predicted model, not a curated record. The coding region runs from base 142 to 606 and encodes 154 amino acids. The transcript has 2 exons. Gene Ontology annotation, biological process: mitochondrion organization. Gene Ontology annotation, cellular component: nucleus; mitochondrion.